AUGGCCAGCGUGGGAAGUCUCAUCACCAAAGGCGAGGCGCGACUGGCUUCGUUGCAGCAUAUACGUACGGUUGAGAACGACUUGGUGGAUGGGACGUGUCGUGAUGGCGAUGUGGUGGUUAUUUUCGCCAGGGGAACUACUGAGCCUGGGAAUGUAGGCCAACUCGUUGGUCCGCCAUUGUUCAGGGCAAUAAGGAAACAAUUGCCUCACGGGCAGGGGGGGCGAUCCCCAGGCGAGUCGACGGAUGUGAGUUUACGUCCCUCCAUUGUCAGCAAUAACCCGCCUGUGUUCUAUCCCACCAUACAUCCUGCCGAAACUCUGGUAAAUGAUUCCGAGAGUCCCGGUACUGAAAAUCGCAACAACAGGGCGGAACUCGUAACCCAAACCCUCCAUAAAUAUCCCCAUUCCAAAAUCGUCCUAGCAGGCUACUCCCAAGGCGCUCAAAUCGUCCAUAAUACCGCCCGACUUCUCGACCCUGUCGAAAUGGCGGCUGUGAGUUCCGUUAUCCUCUUCGGCGAUCCCGCCAAUGGUCAAGCUAUCCAGAAUGCCGAUCCCCGAAGCGUCAUGAAUGUGUGUCAUCAUGGCGAUAAUAUUGCUUGUGGCGGCGAUUUGAUCAUGCUUCCCCAUCUAACGUACGCUCUGGACACUGACGACGCAGCUGCGUUCGUACUCGAACAAAAAUGGUAG
This is a messenger RNA of Pseudomassariella vexata, 687 nucleotides long. RefSeq names its product cutinase. Gene Ontology annotation, cellular component: extracellular region. The record is from RefSeq and is a predicted model, not a curated record. The coding region runs from base 1 to 687 and encodes 228 amino acids. Gene Ontology annotation, biological process: carbohydrate catabolic process. Gene Ontology annotation, molecular function: cutinase activity. Lineage: Eukaryota; Fungi; Ascomycota; Sordariomycetes; Amphisphaeriales; Pseudomassariaceae. The transcript has 5 exons.